Messenger RNA from Clupea harengus (Atlantic herring), 2057 nucleotides. It is a transcript of the gene pld4, whose product is annotated as phospholipase D family member 4. Gene Ontology annotation, molecular function: catalytic activity. Lineage: Eukaryota; Metazoa; Chordata; Actinopteri; Clupeiformes; Clupeidae. The record is from RefSeq and is a predicted model, not a curated record.
GCCCCCCCCCCCCCCCCUGAAUUAUUUUCUUAACUUGGAACUUCCCUGAAAAUAUCAAAUAGAUUUAGUAUUGUUUAGGUUUCAGGCCAAAUGUUUUAUUUUGGUGAGAUUUAAUUGAAAAAGGGGAAAUGAGAACGAAAACAAGAACUAGAUGACGUUACUACUCAUCUUCCAGAGUGCUAUCAAAGCAGGCACCUGUUCAAAAAGAACAAAGCACGCUGUGGCUUCAGAUCUGGUCAGAAUGUCAAGAAGACCAUUUUCCUCCUAUGAGAGGUUUCAUGAUGGUAACAUCCCCAAACGACAGUGUCCUUUUAGACUGAUCUAUAUCGCCCUGUCGGUGGGGUGUCUGGUGGGGUUGGCAACCUUGCUCUGUUUCUCUAUAAUUGAGAAGAUCAACAGUGAGGAACAAUUCAGUAGAACAGAAGAUUUUGGCAGUAACACAGCAGCGGUUCUAAAUGAGCAGAAGGAGAAAUAUGAACAGAGCAGAGUUGAGCUUGUAGAAAGCAUACCGCUUGAUAUCGACUACGGCCCAAAUGCCACCUUCGGAACUCCACUCUACAAUGCAUGGAAGAACCUUCUCUCCAUGGCAACCAAGCAAGUAGAGGUGGCCUCUUUCUAUUGGACUCUCACUGGUGAGGACAUUCUUGUGAACUCCUCCACGGAUGCACCUGGCAGGGACAUACUGCAGGCUUUUAAAGACCUGCCAUCAAGAAAUGUGUCUGUUCGUGUUGUGGCCAGUGUUACAUGUGUGGCAAAAAACUCAACUGAUCUAGAGGAACUGGAAGAAAAUGGAGUCCAUGUGCGGAAAGUUAACUUCAAGCGUCUUACUAACGGAGUGCUCCAUAGUAAAUUCUGGGUUAUUGAUAGAAGGCACAUAUAUAUUGGAAGUGCCAACAUGGACUGGAGGUCUCUCACACAAGUUAAAGAACUUGGAGUGGUCAUCUACAACUGCUCCAGACUAGCCCACGACCUCAUUAAGAUCUUUAACUCUUACUGGAUGAUGAGCCACAGGAACGCUUCCAUCCCAGAGCCCUGGCCGGUGACCUUUGACACCUUAUUUAACCAUGAGCACCCCCUCCUGGUCAACCUCAGUGGUAUCCCCAGCUCAAUCUACAUCUCGACCUCCCCUCCUUCCUUCUGUCCAGAGUCUCGCUCCAGGGACCUGGACACCAUCUUGUCGGUCAUUGAAGAGGCAGAGCAUUUUAUUUACGUGUCAGUCAUGGACUACUUCCCCACCACUCAAUUCACAUUGCCACCCAGGUAUUGGCCACCUAUUGAUGAUGCACUGAGGGAGGCAGCGUUUAAUCGUCGUGUGGUCGUGCGUCUCCUGGUCGGCUGUGGCAGGAACACAAGCCCAGCCAUGCUACCCUUCCUUCAGUCACUGGAUGCCCUGCGUUACCCUCGACGUCACAUCAGUGUAGAGGUGAGAGCCUUUAUUGUGCCUGUCGGGAAUCACUCUGGCAUUUCAUAUACCAGGGUUAACCACAACAAGUACAUGGUGACAGACAAGGUGGCAUAUAUUGGGACCUCCAACUGGUCAGAGGAGUACUUCCACACCACCGCAGGUGUGGGGCUGGUGAUAUCCCAAGAGGCCCAGAACCAGAGCUCCUCAGCAGACUCCAUUCAGCAGCAACUCAGGGUUGCCUUUCUCCGGGACUGGGACUCGCCGUUCGCUGUGCCUCUGAAUGAACUGCACAAGAACCCUGACUGCAGGAUGUCUAAAGGCUAGACAGCAGAGUGCCCUCUUUUUAAAGUUUUUUUUGUUUGUUUGUUUGUUUGUUUUUUAAAUCACAUGGUGUUAUAUCACAUUGUGUUUUGUGUGCUUCCAUAUAUUAAAUGGCUCAUUAUAUGCAUGCAAUGAUGUGUGAUAUAGUUAAUGUUUUAUGAUUUUAUGUAAUGAAUGAAAAUAAUUAGUCAUGAAUUUGUUAUGAAUAUACAUUUACAUUUACAUCAUGCAUAGAUCUUUAUGGGACUUAAUAUUUGCUGUCAUUUUAAUAUUCAGAACAGCAUUUAUUUUUCUUGCUUUGCAGCCACCAAAUAAAAAGUGAUUAUGAGUA